This is a messenger RNA of Coregonus clupeaformis (lake whitefish), 2885 nucleotides long. RefSeq names its product protein Dok-7-like. Gene Ontology annotation, molecular function: protein kinase binding. Bases 40 to 2130 code for a protein of 696 amino acids. The transcript is spliced from 12 exons. Lineage: Eukaryota; Metazoa; Chordata; Actinopteri; Salmoniformes; Salmonidae. The record is from RefSeq and is a predicted model, not a curated record. Gene Ontology annotation, biological process: neuromuscular junction development; positive regulation of protein tyrosine kinase activity.
GCGACACUGCAGCUGUUUGGUUUGGAACCAUGACUGAAGAUGACGGAUUCAGUUGUCGUGGAGGGAUAUGUCAAAUUCAGAGAUGGAAAAAAGUGGAAGGAUAGGUGGGUCGUACUCCGCAAGCCAUCGCCUGUAGCAGACUGCUUGGUACUUCUGGUCUACAAAGACAAGUCGGAUAAAGCCCAGGGCCACCGGGAGAGGGUCAGCGUCACCUUGGAGGACAUCUGUGGUCUGGAGACAGGUCUCUCCUAUGAGGGGGUGGGCUACACGCUGGCCAUCCUCUGCCUGGGCCAGGUUGUCGUGCUGGGCUUCGACGGCAAGGAGGCUCUGCUGGCCUGGGACAUCCGCGUCCGCUACAGUCUGGGAGAAGUCCACAGGUUUAGCGUUGGUAUCUUACCAGGCACCAUGUUGGAGAGCGGGCCUGCGACCCUUCACUUGUGUAACAACCUACUGGUCCUGGUCAGGGACAUUUUCCCCGUUAUCAUCGGCCAGUGGAACCUCCUGGACCUGCGCAGAUAUGGGCCUGUACCAAACGGCUUCGUCUUUGAGGGGGGAACGCGCUGCGGCUACUGGGCUGGAGUCUUCUUCCUAUCGUCCAUGGAGGGAGAGCAGAUCAGCUUUCUGUUCGACUGCAUCGUCAGAGGCAUCUCCCCUAGCAGAGGCCCUUUUGGACUGCGGCCAGUCCUGCCAGACCCCAACGCUGUCGCUAGCCAGGCCUACUCUGAGGAGAGGGUGAACCAUGAGGCCCAGGAGCUGGAGAAACGCCUCAGUAUGCUGUCUCACCAGAGCAGCACAGCCUCCUCCACGUAUGGUCGGUCUGUGGUGGUAGACGACCGCAGCAUUACAGGCUCCUCUGACACCUCCGACACCAGCCAAUCAGACUCCAGCAUCGGCAGCCAGCUGGCCGUUUGGACUGAGUCCGUCACAAAAAGCUCCGCCCCCACAGAGACCAUCAUUGUCCAGUUACAGGCCAAGGAGAAACUGUCCGCCAGCCAGGUGGGUGGAGCCCGUGCAGUAGCCAAGAACCCUCGGUCCCGGCAGCUGCAGGAGAUUGGUCGCCAGAGCUCGUCCGACAGCGGUAUUGCCACAGGAAGCCACUCCUCCUACUCUGGGAGUUUCUCCUCCUACGCGGGUAGCCUGGACAUUGACCCUGGGGGGGGGGACUUUGGCUCCCUGCUCAGCCUGCCCCCUCACCUGUCUCUAGACCUGGCACCCUGUACAUGCCCCCCUGCGCCAGGACAUGAGUACCAGGUACCCACCUCACUCAGGUACCUCUAUGACACCCCCCGGACUCUACUGCAGGGGGGAACAGGAGGGGCCAGGGAGCAGGAGACCUCCACAACACCUAAGGACCAGGCAGCCAGUUCACCCCAAUCACCCCCAUCAUGUGAGUCAACACAGGGGGAGAAAGAUGCUUCUCCUGGGGGUCGCUCGGACACUGUUGCCAGGCGCUCCACCACAGAGCUCCUGCAGAGCCACUCUGAGGAGAGUAAGAGCAGGGUGGCGCCCCCUAGUGACAGUCAACACCCAGAGUCCUGUCAGGUCUGCAGUAGUUCCCAACUCACUUCCUCCAAAACCCUCCUCACUAUCUGCCCCACCUGUGGAGGAUUCAAGGGGAACCCGCUCUCCUACACAGCGGGCUCGGCAAUGCCAGCCAUACCAGACAAGAAGCUGAAGAGUAAGGAGGAGAGGCGCAAAGUUGAGUAUGAGACCAUGGAUAGCCGGGCGUUGGAGAAGAAUUCAGAGCCAGAGGAGAAAAGCAAGUGUGAGCUGAUGGGCAGUUGUGGACAACAACGGUUCCUUCAUGAGACUGAAGGGGCCAAGUUUGUGUUUCCGCCGGACAUGGUGGCUCCAGAAAGACGCCGCGGUGAUGGUGUGACCUACGUCAAUAUUCCCAUCAGCCCCAUGUCUAAGAAACAGCUGAACUACAUGGAGUUGGAGCAUCAGGAGCAUGCUGGGGUCAGGGGGACCGGCCAACACCUUCCAGGACAGAGGAAAAGUUCCACUAAAUACGCUCAUAUCGACAUCACUGCUACGGAUGCCGCCCACAAAACGGGUACCCAGCAUGCCCUGGGGAGAGAGGAGGGUCUUCACACCCUGGAGCAGAGGAGGAGGGGAGUACCACAGUGACAUCCCACCUCCAAUCUUGACCUUGACAGGACCUCUGACUGGUCUAGACCAGACUGUUGUAUAAAUCUCUAGAAUUCACCAGAAACUUGGAUUUCCUGGGGUGCCUCCAGUUGCAAUAAUGUCAAACUCCCCGGAGAUCUGAUUGAUUUCUUUAACACCAAUUGUUGACAGCUUCCAUUGAAUUCUGUCCCAAUUACUGGACUCUUCCGGGGCAGGAAAACCCAAAGAAUCACGCCUUCUGCCCUCAGUGUGAAUUCGACAGCACUGACACUCCACAAUCAUCACGAAAGCAACAUGAAAUCAAACUGUAAGGGGAAAAAAACAAAAGUUGCUGCUUGGAUGGAAGGGAACAUUUCAAUCAAGGUUCUCUUUAGCCGUGUUCACAUUGGAAGUUUAAAAGUGACUCAAAUCCUAUUUAUUUGCAUAUCCGAUUUGAAUCUGUUCUUUUUCCUGCAGUCUGAGCAGCCAAAAAGCACAUGGAAUUGGAUAUUUCAAGCUACAUUUCAAACCACAUUCUGAUUCCUGGCCAUGUGAAUUGUGUCCGAACGGUCAAAUCGGAAUUAUUUGCCCUCAAGUGGUUUUUAGACUGUUAUUCAGCAUAUCUUAUUGCUUGCUAGCUACUCUGUUGACAGUUUGACAAAAACAUGUGGUAGCUAACUAACUUGUUAAUUGUUUACCAACAAAUUAGUGAAUGUACUAGAAAGCCAAACAGCUACCUAGCUAGCUAGUUGAAUGCUGUGGCUAGCCAAAAAGGA